Neurospora tetraspora is the source of this 3831-nucleotide messenger RNA. RefSeq lists its product as uncharacterized. The coding region runs from base 1 to 3831 and encodes 1276 amino acids. Gene Ontology annotation, cellular component: membrane. NCBI's taxonomy places the organism in Eukaryota, Fungi, Ascomycota, Sordariomycetes, Sordariales, Sordariaceae. The transcript has 10 exons. The record is from RefSeq and is a predicted model, not a curated record. Gene Ontology annotation, biological process: transmembrane transport; metal ion transport. Gene Ontology annotation, molecular function: metal ion transmembrane transporter activity.
AUGCGAGCGGAAACCCUUCGAGCCUUUGUGGAUGCCUGCAGUCCCCGAAACCUAACGCAUUACGACCCGGAAGAUGAACCCACCAGUUGUCUUUCCACAGAACCCCAUGACAACACCGUCGAAGAUGCUGUCCAGCACUACUUUGGAUGCAUCGAGAUAUGCGACCGAGCCAAAUUCCUGAAGCCCGGUCACCCGCAUUGGGAGCACGAAUGGGACAUUCAAUAUGGGAAAGUUUACACAGAACUGGCAAAUACCAUGGAGAAAUUUCUUGUCACCAACGACAACGACAAAUGGGAGAACCACUUGAAGGCCGCCCAAGAGAAGCUCAAGGAAGCGGGUCACCCUGUUCCUGAUGGCGAUCCCAUCACGAUUGAUUCCAUCUCGAAGGCAAGAGCCAAUGAGUGGCUUGAAAAGAGAAUGGGGAGUGUGGCUAUUGCUAUCGAGGCUCAAUACAAGCGGAUAGAGAUUUUGCGAAACGCGCUCAGCAAGACUCCAACCCGCCAUUCCAGGGUCUUCUCAGGCCAGCAGCCAGCAGUCAAGAAGGAGGAUUGCGUUGUUAACCAGCUAGAGGAGAGUCGUACCAGGUGGAAGAGGUCACCUCGCUUCAUCCAAGGAAUUCAAUUGGUGCGUCAAUGGAGAAAAGAGAUGAAGGGUGAAAAUGAAGAUGAUGACAACAACGAAUCCGACGAGCCAGGACGAAAGAAAGUCAAAGAUCUUGCGAAAAAGCAACGCACGAAAAAGAAUACGCAAUCGGAGAAUGGCCAUCAAUCCAAUCAGGAUCCCAGCAAUGAACUAGCGGAAGACACUGAUACCGAAUAUCAUCUCGAGCGAGAUGUCAAUGCCUAUCUCAUCCAGUUCAGCACCGAAUACGACACAGGCAGGCCAAGUCAAGAUGCUGGGUCUUUCCUGACACCGGUUGAUGAACCAUUGACCGACGGCCGUUUCAAAGGGACCUUCCCAGACCAGCGCAUAUCCAUGAGCUUUCUCCUCGACAACGGGGUUACUCCUGGACCGGAAAGCACUGAUAAUCCUAGGUUGAGAACCCAUGAUCCGGAAGGCGAUUGGAACAUCCUGUCAAGAAACCGAUGCAAGAGUCAAGAUGAUUCGGGACCGCCAAAGAGGAUCCGAUACUUCCACAUCCCAUCAAAUAAUAUGGCAUGGGUGGAGAAAGCCAUUGCCAACUACUACGAAACCGAAACACCAGAUCUCAAUCGCAAACUCAGGCAUCAGAGCGUGCAAACCCCAAUACACAUGCUCUUGAGCCCACAGUAUUGGCGAGGUCAGCAACAAGGGACUCGAAGCGGUGUAGUGCACGCAAGACACAUGCGUUCUCUCUGCGAGGUGGUGUCAACCGAGACAAAUGAGAUCGAGAAGCAUCCGAAGAACGUUGUUCUUUUUAUGCCAUAUCUCCACUGGGAAACAGACCGUAGGAGGGAGACCAUUUCGAGGCUGAUCGAUAUUGAAUCCGACAAAUUCCGUCAAACCCAAAAGGGAGAAAAGCAGCAGAAAAAGACAAGUCGACAGAAAGAGAGAGAGAAACUCACCGAACGCUCAAAGGAUGACAUGGAGAGAAGGAAGAUAAAGCAUCCCAAAGAGGGUGCUGAAGACCCUGAGAGUCAAAAUAAGCUGCUUCAAACCGUUGACCUGGCACUUUAUCAACUCUUCAGACGUCGCCGGGAAGCUCGACGCGGUGAAAGGCCUCAUAUCGAUGACUCUGGUCGUCUGAUAGUCAUGAGUGCAUUGGGUCAGUAUCUGGUGGAUGCUGCUCGCCUUUAUGAGGCCAUGUCAACGUUCAGGGACCAGAGAAUGCUGGAGAAAUACCUUUUCCACGACCCUCCCCUCCACCCGCGUCGCACAUUGGAUCAGUCUUACUACUGGACACUAAGAACCACCAAGGCUCGAGAUAGAGAUCAGGUCAUCUACCGAGAUACGAAGCUUGACUUUAUCCACAAACUCCAGGAGGCAGAGAAGCCUAAGCACUCCUGGAUUAAACGCCACAGCUCUCCUCAACAACCCUUGAAUCGAACAACAAACAGCGCCACACCCGUGACAGGGGAAGAGCCGGCUCAUGGACCUGGAGAUCAUGGUACAGCUCAGUAUGUCGAGGGUGAUGUUUCGCUACUUAUGAAGUGGACUCAUCAUUCUGAGACAACUGAUGAGCACGGCUGCGACCAGUGCAAGAGCGACAUCAAGAGAGUCUCCCAGCUCAUCAUGGUUGAUCAACUAUGGAUGUGGGUUCUUGAUGAGCACACAAUCAUUACCUCGUUUCCGCGGCGCUAUGGAAGCAACAAGCAUGAUUUGUCGGGAGUACACCGAUCGAUACGGGCCCGUUUAAAGUCGUUCCGCAAGAACCAAGUGAGAUCGGUCUAUGAUCUGGCGCUUAUUAUUCUGGACGAAUGCUCAAACACCUUCUUCGAUCGGACCAGGGCUGAUGAGGGCCAACCGCAAGUGAUGGAUAUCUUCUCUGAAGCUAUUGGGCGAGUUACAAAUCAACACACAAUAUCAUUCCACCAUGUCUGGCACUGGACGCAAGAAGCCUCCAAGAUAUAUCGAGCCAGGUCUAAAUACGUCAGCUCAGCUAAUCUACAUGUGUCCUUGCUCGACAUCAAUCCUGAAGGUAAGCUUCAACGCGAGGUCAAGGAUAUCCUUGACGAGCUGGACAUUAUGCUGCACGUCCACAAGAGACAAAGAGACAUCAUGAAGAGAUUCCGCAGACACGUUGAGCAUAUUUUGGAUCCCAAGAACCGAUGGAGCGGCGAUUGCUUCAUAGAGGAAGAUACCUUGGAGCCCUCGCGCAAGCCAUCAGGUAACGCAAGUGUCAGGAGUGGCAGCAAUGGCAAGAGCGAGGAGCAACCCGGAACAGAUGACGAAGAAACUAGAAGAAGAAAGCAACUGGGAUGGUUCCGGGUUCAAUACCAGGAGCUACUCUCAGAAGUGAACGACCGAAUCGACGAGCUCGAAGGACUAAGAGCAGGUGCUAAGAGUACAGCUGACAGUGUCAACGAUCUUCUUGCAUUGAAACAACAACAGUCAAGUGUAGUGCAAGCCUGGGAGUCCGUCAGGCAAGCUGAGGAGGCCGUCGCCCAAGGACGUGCUGUCAUGAUGUUCACGAUUGUUACUAUUGUGUUUCUGCCCUUGUCAUUCAUGUCGAGCAUCUUCGGCAUGAACAACUGGGAAUUCACUGGUGGCGGUCCCAUGCACUUGGGGGAACAGUUCAAACUCAUGUUCUCCAUAUCUAUAGGUAUCAUCAUCGCAACGAUCGUUGUCGCGUUCAGUCCCUUGCUCCGGGCAACGGUCGUAUCCUUCACAAAAUAUGUCUUCACGAUCAUCGUGGUCUACUCUCAGCUAUACAGGUUCUGGAUAAUGUUCCACGAUGAAUACCGGUCGGAAUACCUCAUGUAUAAGACCGAGCUCAAAGUCCGGAAGAUGAAGGAAGAAGUGCGAAAAGCCAAGCGAAAGAGAGCCGCCCGGAGGGCUGAACUGCUCAAUACGCAGAACAACCCAGACGAACAAGCUUCUGACAUUGCCAACGCGGCGUCGGAAACGCCAAAACGGAGCUGGCUCAGCAGGCUCUUCGGGGCGGGGAACAGCCCAACUCUAGAAGGUAAACCUUCCUCCAUAUCGGUGUCGACCAGAGAUGGCAAACCUGAAGUUCGUGAGACCAACGAACACAGCGAACAGAGUGGUAUGAGACCUCCAUCCACGGUAUCCAACGGUACAACGCAAGUGUACACGAUGGCCGGUGGUAAUACACCAAUGUCACGAGGUGCUAGAACACCAGAACCGCCGCUAAUGAGCGGUAGAAGAGGGGAUGAUGGAGACAUUGUGUGA